AUACAGCUUCAAAUGUAUUGCUUGCAUUCAGCAAUAGAAAGCUAUGACGUUUAUGAUGAUCAUUCCAAAUGUCAACAGAUCAUCAUUCCCAUUACAUCUGUUUUCAGUCUGAGGGCUGACUCAAAUGACAGACAUUUGAUACAUUACGCCAUUUUGUAUAUCCUCGCAUUCAAUCAAGAUGGAAUUGCGCAUUAUCGACCAAAAUUUCAACCAUUUAUUAAAAAUUGCGAACCAACUAGAGCUACCAGUGCGAAUUGUAUUUGCAAUAAGUGAUAACAAUAUACCAGCGGAAAAGUUUUUCUGCAUGACGGCACAAGAAUGGUCCGACCUCCUACAAGGAGUUGAUGGUGAAUUCAUUUGCAGUCGUAUUGCUGAUUGGAAAAAUAAUUCGGGAUUGUCUUCGCCAUUCAUUCCGCAAAUGGACAAAUGCAGCUUUUUGGUGUAUGAUGACCAACAAUCUCCAGACGAUUUGCAUAGCACCGGUCGAGCUGGUUCGACUAAAGACCAACCAACAGAUCUUCCGAAGGAUGCAAGUACAAAUUUUGUUGACCCUGAGUCGGAUUUGGUAAUAAAAAAUAAUAUUAAUUUGUUGAUACUAGAUCUAGUAUCAUACCCCAAGUACCGAUCACUGGUGUGCGCGACUGCAAAUAUAUCAUAAAUAAUAACUGUUAUACUUUUCUUCCUCAGAAUGAACAGUCAUUGCACUGCCAGGAAGACUCUUUGGAAGAAUCAGCUAAUGUCUUGGGAAAUGCUCGGAGAACCGUUUUUCGAGAUCUGAGCAAUACAGAUUUACCAAAACAACGCACUCCACAACGAACUUCAACAUCUAUGGAUUUGAUUAACACAGAGAAUAAUGCAUCUUCCGAUUUCGGUGAAUCAUCAUCGUCAUCAUCAGAUACCGCUGAGUCGUCUGGACAGGUAAUCUCUUUCGUUACGGUAUAUUUUAUAUGUUAGAAGAAUGCUACGAAAAUAAUAUCUCCCUCAUAAACAUUAUGUCGCUUUUCAUUGAAAUACAUUGGA
Molecule: messenger RNA, 1020 nt
Organism: Topomyia yanbarensis
Lineage: Eukaryota; Metazoa; Arthropoda; Insecta; Diptera; Culicidae
Exons: 4
Coding region: 179-658 (159 amino acids)
Source: RefSeq, a predicted model, not a curated record